AUGACAGAACGCCAUCCAAAAAGCAGAGCGGGGUGUUUGGAGUCAAGAUCAACGUGGUCACAAAGCGUGAGCGCUCCAAGGUGCCUUACAUCGUCCGCCAGUGCAUUGAGGAAGUGGAGAAGAGGGGGAUUAGCAUUCGACACAAGCAAGGCCUCCACUUUGUUUCCUAGCUCUGUACCACUAGAUACCAAAGACAUCCUGGUGAUGCUGAGUGACAUGGACAUCAACGCCAUCGCAGGAACGCUUAAGCUGUAUUUCAGGGAGCUGCCGGAGCCUCUUCUCACAGACCGUCUCUACCCAGCCUUUAUGGAGGGCAUAGCUCUCUCAGACCCUGCAGCCAAGGAAAACUGCAUGAUGCACCUUCUGCGCUCUCUGCCCGACCCCAACCUCAUGACCUUCCUCACUCUGCUGGAGCACCUGAAAAGGGUGGCUGAGAAGGAGCCCGUCAACAAAAUGUCCCUCCAUAACCUGGGCACCGUGUUCGGACCCACCCUGCUCCGGCCCUCUGAGUCAGAAAGCGCCAAGGGACAGCACAUCACGUGCGCCUCCGACAUCUGGUCACAUGAUGUCAUGGCACAGGUCCAGGUGUUGCUCUAUUACCUGCAGCAUCCUCCGAUCUCCUUCGCCGAACUCAAGCGCAACACGCUCUACUUCUCCACUGACGUCUAA
This is a messenger RNA of Xiphophorus maculatus (southern platyfish), 669 nucleotides long. Its product is annotated as active breakpoint cluster region-related protein-like. Gene Ontology annotation, biological process: positive regulation of GTPase activity; signal transduction. Gene Ontology annotation, cellular component: membrane. Bases 1 to 669 code for a protein of 222 amino acids. The transcript is spliced from 7 exons. NCBI's taxonomy places the organism in Eukaryota, Metazoa, Chordata, Actinopteri, Cyprinodontiformes, Poeciliidae. Gene Ontology annotation, molecular function: GTPase activator activity. The record is from RefSeq and is a predicted model, not a curated record.